GAUCAUCGGACGAAGCGGUUAGAGGAGCCAGAAGUAAAACGGAGAACGUUUCGUCCAGGUGGAAGGAAGAAGAGGUGGUGGUGGUCGGCGAAGGGGGAGAGAAAGAGAGAGAAAGAAGGAGAGAGAGAGAGAAGGUAGAAACGGAAUAAACACGAAGAGACCACGGGGAGACCGGAGGUCUGCGACUGCGGGUGCGAGUGGAGGAGGGGGGAUAUACGCGAUACGGCGAGAUCCGAGGUGGAAGAGGAACAGAGAGGGUCGGGAAAGGUGUUGGAACGGGAGUAGGAAGGAUAAGUUGGGCAGAAGAGGGGAAAGCGAGUUCUGGGUUGCCUAUCAGCACUUGGUUCCACGGAGUGGUGGAAGGUUGGGCGGUUACAGGUUGCCAAGUUCUCGUGGCAGCCGGCAGAUGUCGAGUGGUCGCGCCCCUAGACAGGGUCUUCACCCCUGAAAAGGUCAGCUCAGGGGCGUAGCGGUCGUGGAAUCGACGCCCAGAAACGCCCAUCGUCGACCCUCCCGCCGCUUCCUCGCCGCAGACGCUUCGCGGCAACCAACUGGACAACCAGCCCGGCCUGGAUCCACAGCGUCGCACAACGGUUCCGUUGAAACCCGCGUCUACCAGCGCCGUACACAAGGAACACGACUCUCCACGUCGUUUCGGCGUCGAUCGUCAUUUCGUCGAGCAUCGUGUCUCUCCUCGCCCCGAUUAUUCGUCGCCCUCGCCACGUUGACGAGCCCCUGGCCUCGGGGCUCCCGCCUCGGUUUCCUCCUCGUUCCAACGGUGCGGCGUUUGGUGCGCGUUGCCGUUCCGUUCGAUCUCCACACUCUUUCCACGUUCGAGCUGGGUUCGAGGGGCCAUCUGGGUCCAAGGAGGGGCGCGAAAGUGAGAGUGCGAUGGAUUAUGGACGUAUCGAGAGGAGUUCAAGGCGGUACGACAGGUCAGUGAUGCCUAGGGACCUCGGUGAGGACGAUACCACCACGGCUCGUUCUCGGUUCGGCUGUCGGUCCAAGUAAUGAACUGGCGGCACGAGUGGACCGGUUCUCAGUGCGUAUCCCGCUCGAACAGGUAGUUUCGCGAUCAAGAUGGGAGAUAAAUACGAAACUCAUCGUGGCAACCCGUCAUGAACUGGGCUGAACAGUGUCCGUCGGCAAGAUACGCUUUACGGGGGAAGAGUACGGUUAGUGAUUGGGCAGCAACUGAGAGUAACUGAGGCGCGUGUGAAAUAUUUCCAAGUUUCCGGCGAAAAAGAAAAGUGCGUCUCGCGGUAGAAUUGUAUAUAUGCGAUACUAUGCGAUUGAGGAGGUACCGAGUUAAUGAUCCACGGACGGCCGAUGAACGGACAGGUGUCCCGUGCGAAAAUGACGAUCCCUCCUGGAAGCGUGCAACGAACGGAAUCCGUUAGGUAGGUACUCGAAACUUGUCCCGAACUUGUCGCACUGACAAGCGGAACGAAGGAUAAAACGGAGACGAGAAAGAAAAGUCCUCGACCUCGUCGUCAUGGGAGGAUCAAAGUCGAGCGAAGCUUAACUUCCUCUUCUUCUUCUUCUUCUUCUUCUUUUUCUUCUUCUUCUUCUUCCUCUUCUUUCCGAUCGACUCGACGAGGUGCGCAACGGAGGAAUUCGGUUCCGAGACAGAGAGAGAGGAGGAAGGAGAGCAAAAACAAAAGAAAAAACUAAACAAACACGUGGAAACAUGUCGAAUACGCCACCGGAAGCGUCGACCGGUUUAGAUUCGAACGAUCUCCACCACGAGAUCAGGCAGAAUCACCUGGCGACUCGGUUGGAACUCGACGACUCCGAGAAACGCGACCAGAUACGAGCAAGUGACGGCAACAACCCUGACAGCGAUUGCGAAAGCGACACCAGCGAGGUGUUGAGCGUCGGUAGCGAACCGACGCCCACCAGCGUCGUCGGAAUCCGUGGUUGCGGCUCGGUCAGGUAUGACCAGGAAUCGGCGAGCAGCCGUGGUGGUGACUUUCGAGACGAGGAGAACACGAGGACAUCGGCGACACCAUCGCCUUCUAGCUCAACGAGCUGCAACGACGCGUUCUAUCAGAGGACGACUAAUCACGUCCCGGCACCUAGUCCACCGGCUUACAGUCAACCACCUUCGUCGCCCACGGCGUCCUCGGUCAGGUCACCGGCUUCCUCCUCGGCCACCGCCUCCUCCCCGGGUCGGCCCGAGGCUAUUCAAGACGUCAUAGUGCCCAGGUAUCAGUCGAAUCAUCCGCCGCAUUUGUUACCGCGUUAUUCGUCGAGGGAGACCGAGAUCCCCGAUUAUCCGGCUCGUGUCCAGCACAGUCUCAGCCACGAGAUCGUUUACCCGACCGUGGAGAGGUUGCACAGGACCCCGAUCAGCGUUCCACUGGUCACCAGAUUGUCGUUGUCGCCACCGUCGGCCAUGACGGUCACCGGUCUCCAGGCUACCACCCCUGUCCUCCAUCCAACCGCGUGCAGGGAUCCACGGGAAACGGCCUCGUUGAUGCCGCAUCCGGGCCAGCAACACUUGCACCACGCCAACAGCCACGUCCACCUUCAUCAGACGUCCCAGGUGCAACACGUACCCGCAAACUCGGUGCACCAGCACCGACUCUCGGUCAGCAAAAUCCUUCAGAGGGAGCCUGCCAGCCCUGCCUCGCCCGGCCCCAGGGAGGAAAACGGUAGAACGAUCCACGGUGGCGCGAACGGUGUUCAGAAUAAUGGGAUCAAUAACACUACUAACCACCAUAAUAAUCACAACAACAACAACAACAAUAACAACAACAACAACAACAAUCUGCAGCAUCAGGCCGGCUUGAAGUUCAGUAUAGACAACAUAUUGAAAGCGGACUUCGGCAGAAGGAUCACAGAUCCCAUUUCGUUGAAGAAGUCCCGGCCGAAGAAGGUCAGCUCGAGGCCCAUCGACCUGACCAAGGACUUUCUAGAGUCGGCCACCGAGACCAGCGAGAAAAAUAGCUCGGAAACUAGCUCGACGACCAACGCCACGUCCGGUGGCGUUACGACAGCCAAUCCUGCCUCCAACACGCCCGGACCACCUGUAACCGAUCCUGGAAAGCAGUUGCCUUGGCCUGCCUGGGUCUACUGCACCAGAUACUCGGAUCGACCUUCCUCCGGUCCGCGCACGAGAAGGGUGAAGAGGUCGGAUGGCCGUGGCAAUGGCAGCACCCCGGAGGAGAAACGUCCGAGGACGGCGUUUAGCGGCGAGCAACUGGCCAGGCUGAAGAGGGAGUUCGCGGAGAAUCGAUACCUAACCGAGCGGAGGAGGCAGCAGCUCUCGAGGGAUCUGGGCCUGAACGAGGCGCAAAUCAAGAUCUGGUUUCAGAACAAGAGGGCGAAGAUCAAGAAGGCCAGCGGGCAGAAGAAUCCGCUCGCCCUUCAGCUGAUGGCCCAGGGUCUUUACAAUCAUUCGACGGUUCCGUUGACGAAGGAGGAAGAGGAACAAGCGGCGGAACUUCAAGCGAAAUGACGACAAUAGGAUCGAUCGAAUGAUUCGGUUUAGGGAUAGAUAGAGAGAAACUCUUCGUUCCGUGAUCUCGUGAGAGGGGAUGGAACUUUUGAUCGGACCGAUGAUAACAGAAAAACUCCAUGGGAUUUCCAAGGGGUGAAACGAAAGGGUGAUGAGAGAAUGAAUGUUAGUCUUAGAUAAUUUAAUAGGUUCCUCCUGUACAUUUUUUCUUUUUUUUUUUUUUUUGCGAAGGAUCAUCAUUGAUUGUCCGUGACUCCAAAGAGAUCGACACGUUUUUUUUCGUUUCAUUGAGAUUGAGCGAUAAAUUCUUCCUUUCGAUUUUUCAGAAAUAUAAUUCUUACGUUUAGAGAAACACGAAUUUAACCGUAUAAUUCAAUCUGACACUUGCAAUAUUCGGAAUCUCGGAAACUGAGGGAUUAAAUUGAAGGAUUAAUAAAGAUUCGAAUAAUUUGUAGAAAAAUUCAACACCACCGAACGUUCGACUUGUCUUCUAGAGCUUCCCAUUUAACUUGAGAUUCUGGAGAAUCCGCGAGAGGAGAGCAAACGAGUUACCGGUUUCGAAUGAUGGUGAUCGUGCUCACGGUGAUCGCAACGAUAACCACCAUUCAACGCGAAUCGAUGGUUGAGGCGAGGGAGGAGGAAUCGGCACGCACGUUCCUAUGAAACGAGUAAAAAGAAGUUUCGUAUUUAAAAAUUGAGCGAUGAAUAACGGACGGAAGAAUCGCGUCGUUCGUGCGUCGCGAUUACACGUGAAUCGCUUAAGUCACGGUGAAAUGGGUUGUACAGUGCCAUUUGUACAGUUUUCUCGCGAACAAUAGAUCGAAGAAAAAAAAUAAACGAGACAGUCGACAGUUCUUUGAUAAAAGAACCAGUAUUUCGAGGCAGAGAAAAUGAAGAAAAAUCUUCGCUAUGAAUGCGUGACAAGAGUGUUUGUGAGAGAGAAAGGAAGUGUGCGAAGUUAGUUUCGUUCCGUUAAUUUAUUGUAAAAAUGUAAGAUAUUCGUACAAUUGCGAUGUGCAAUAGAAGACGUUAUACAUACGAAGUAUAUGUACGAAGAGAAGUAAAUAGAAACGACUUAUGUAUAGGUAUAUAUAUAUAUAUAUAAAUAAAAGAUUGAUAAAUCGUCGUGUAAAUAAAAUCGCAAAACUUAGCGAGAACGUCAUCUCGAUAGACUGUUUAAAAAUAACUUAGUUAUUUAUUUACCUAUGCUAAUACGGAAGGCUCGAUACAAUAUCGGGCGCUUAUACCUUGUAAGAAUUAUUUAAAGAUCAAAUUAAAUAUUCCCACUAUCAUGAGCCACGUA
Apis cerana (Asiatic honeybee) is the source of this 4766-nucleotide messenger RNA. RefSeq names its product homeobox protein invected. Gene Ontology annotation, cellular component: nucleus. Lineage: Eukaryota; Metazoa; Arthropoda; Insecta; Hymenoptera; Apidae. Gene Ontology annotation, molecular function: DNA-binding transcription factor activity, RNA polymerase II-specific; RNA polymerase II cis-regulatory region sequence-specific DNA binding. The record is from RefSeq and is a predicted model, not a curated record. Gene Ontology annotation, biological process: multicellular organism development; regulation of transcription by RNA polymerase II; neuron differentiation.